Suillus clintonianus is the source of this 432-nucleotide messenger RNA. RefSeq lists its product as uncharacterized. The annotation marks the transcript as partial. The transcript has a single exon. Lineage: Eukaryota; Fungi; Basidiomycota; Agaricomycetes; Boletales; Suillaceae. The record is from RefSeq and is a predicted model, not a curated record.
GCCGCCGAACUUGGAAUCAUGAUGUCCGACCCAGUGGGAAACAUCCGCCACUGCUUUACCCCCCUUGCGGCAUACAUCGUCGAUACUCCCGAGGCGUGCAUGCUUGCAUGCGUGCGCGGCAAAACUUCUCCAUUUACACUGGCAUCUUAUCUCCAGUUCGGGGACAAUUUUCGUCACCCUGCACGUACACGUGCCAUCACGCUCGAGCAGCUCGCCAGCAUCAAUGUUGACCCCAACGACCUGGAAGGAUAUUUUGCCGCAUGCGCGGAAUUCCGGCUAAAUGGUGUCUUUGCACCUUUCUGGAAGGGAUGGCGGUUUAGCGAUCCUGCGAUCUUCCUUACACCUGAAGCUCUGCAUCACUGGCACAAACAGUUCUACGACCACGACGUGCAAUGGUGUCUUGCAGUUCUUGGAGUGCAGGAAUUCGAUUUC